AUGCGAAAUAUUAUAUAUUAUUCGAUAAUAUGUUUAGUUGAAAAAAUUAAAGAAUACGAUUUAUAUAUUUUCGAUGAAACAAAAAUAAUUGACUUAUUUAUAAACGAAUCUUUUGGCGAAGUUAAAGUUAAUGAUAAUAAAUUAACUUUCGUUGAUAUUAUUAAAGGUUUAUUUCCAAAACUGUUAGCUGAUUUCUUACGACAAGAAAUAAAAAUGACUAAAGCUCAUAUAUUCGAAACUGGAGUUAAAUUUUUAGAUUUCGUUUUUGACUCUACACAUAAAAUUUGGAUUGAUAGAUGUGAUUUACAAAAAGAUAAAGAAAGAAGUUUAGGUGUUACUAAAGAAGAUAAAAAACAUUAUAGUUAUGAUAAAAAUAUGAACCGUUGGAUUUUAUAG
Molecule: messenger RNA, 396 nt
Organism: Rhizophagus irregularis DAOM 181602=DAOM 197198
Lineage: Eukaryota; Fungi; Glomeromycota; Glomeromycetes; Glomerales; Glomeraceae
Source: RefSeq, a predicted model, not a curated record